UGGGUGUGUUUCCAGUGCUUCUGACAGCAAAGACUGGUUACAAAAGAACUUUGGAGAGUUCCUCAACUAUGCCACCUUGACAGAGCUCACAGAUCUAUAUGCAAAUUUGUCCACCUUCGAAUCUUUGGAUCUGCUGACCCCUAGCCAAGCAGCUGAACUCACUCUGACUUCUGGAGCACUGAACAGCACAAGUCAAAUCGACCAAGUGUUCAACCGACUAGACAAUGGCGAUGCUUUCGGGAACCUGGAUGAGUUUCUCACAGCCCUCACUGAUCGUAAGGUCGACCAAAUAAUCCCUGUUGUGAGAGAUGUGAUGAUGAAUCGAACCUUCCAGAUCAUCAGCACAGAAUUCCCAGAGUUUGAGACCUCUGACUGGAUAGACUGGUUUGAUGUCAAGCUAGUCCCUAUCCUUCCCAGUUUCACUGCUGAGAUGCUAGCGGUGGCCAUCAACCACACCAACUGCACCAACUACCGAGUAAUUGUUUCAGGAAUGAGCAAGGUGUUCUUUAAAAUGACUGCCAGCAGGAGGGAGGAAAUAACUAAAGUUUUAUUCAAUUUCCUGAAGGAUUUUGCUGAAAAGCUCAACACACCAAUUUGCAGAAGAAGUAUUCACAAUGACUCUCAGUGGUUGACUGUCAACUUGGGUUCGUUCUCUACAAUAGCAGACUACUCAGAUCUUAAAGAACUCAACAUUUCCUCGGUGGCAGUUCUGGAAUCCCUUUCUCCAGCACAGAAAGCAGAGCUGAUUCUUGAUCCAACCAGUGGGGCUCUAGAGAAUGAGACGUUGGUAACGGAGGUGAUGAUUGAAGUUUUGUCAUCGUCAGGAGAGGAGCAGCUCGAUAUGUUCUUUGAGACUUUUGUCAACGUCACCAAAAAGAUGAAUCUUACUAGCCUUCCUCAAGCAGUGUCAGAUACAAUUCUGAAUUUGACAAUGGAUGCUCUGGUGCCCCGCUUCCAGACCUUCACUCAACAGGACUUUACCCUGUGGUUCCAGAGCUAUCUCCUUAUAUUUCUUCCUAGGAUUGGGACAAACACCCUUUCAGUCAUCCCCAAGAACAUCAGCUGCGACUCCUAUCGAGAAAUAGUAAAAGGGUUCAAUAAUGUGUACAGUGACCUCUCAAUCACACAGUCUGGACAGAUCUUCAGUUUCAUACAAGACUACCUUCAGUACAACUCUGGUAAAGAAUCACUUGGUCUGAGUUGCUAUAGUGGCGGGAGCUUCUUUGUCUUCCUCAAGAGCUUCUUCCUCAGUUUUGGGUUUCCUGACCUGAGUGGAGUUCUGUCCAUCAUCCCGGCCAACCGACAGAAAGAGCUGUUGGGAUCCAUCUCUCCAGGAGAACUGAGCCAGUUUCUGAAUGGGACGAACACAGUGGGUAACGGGUCAGAUCUCUGCACAUUCCUCAACAACUACAACAGUAUUGACCAGUACCUGGAGAAGGAGCCGGUUGUAUCUGCAGCUGUGGGCAGGCAGACGUUGGCAUGUGUUUGGUCUCGUGCUCUCAGUGCUUCGUCUCAGGAUGAGGUGGAUCAGUGGUUUAAUGUCAGACUGGGUCGGUACCUGCCCUUCCUCACCUCUCAGCUCAUCAACUCCACUCAACUCAGCGGCGCCUCCUGCCUGUCCUACAGGAAACUGGUUUCAGUUCUGGGGAGCAACUAUAAUUUCUCAGGCACUGAUUUCACCCCAGCUGAUGUCUACAGCUCUAUAAAGUCUUAUCUGAACAGCAGUGAUGGAUCUCCACGCUGUUAUAACCCCUCUGAUCCCCUUCUGAACUCCACUGCCUGGUUUUCUAACAACAUUGGAUUCUUCAUCACCUUCAUCACCCUCACUGACCUCCAGUCCUUUGUAUCAGAGGACAAGAUCGGUGUGUUCCUGGAAAACCCACAGAAUCUCCAGCUGUUUAACAACUCAGCAAUUUCAGUCGACGUCACCAAAUACUACAGCUCCCAGUUAUUUAUCCAGAACCCCGCCAUUGACCUAUUCAGGUUGCCAGCUGGGCUUUUGUGUGGAGCUCCUGGAUCAGCUUUUGUGUCUCUUGGAGCUAUAAACAGUCAGAACAUUUUGGAGAUCAUCAACAAGUUCUGCAGUGGAAUUGAUCCAGAGGUCUCAGCAGCACUAGUCACAAACUUCCCCACUAUAUCCACCUCCACCAUCCAGACACUUGGAAACCAGAGUGUUGGUCUGACACAGGGUCAGAUAUCCACUCUGACCCCCACUGUGAUUAACAGCACUCUGCCUACACUCAGCACCGUCACAGGCUGGAACCAGGGUCAGGCCAAUGCCCUCAUCAAAAUCAUCAUUAAUGCAGGAUUCAAGAUCAACAGCACCUCUUCUCUGUUGACUCUGGGAACACUUAUCGGGGGCGUUCCCUCUGCAACCAUCAAGAACAUUGCAGCCGAUCAGCUUCUGACUGCAUCCCAAGAUCCAACCUUCAUCAGCAACAUUCUGACAACACCAGCGAUACUACAAGCGAUAUUCACAUACAAGAUCAUCUCUGUGGACAAGACUAAUGUGGUGCAGAAUGUUCCAGAUGCUUUGGCAGCAUAUGUUCCCCCAGUGCUGCUGACAAACCUGAAAUCUGUUGAUGUUACACUGAUCAAUAACAAGAGCUGGAGUCAACAGCAGGCUACUGUGCUGUUUGGAGCAGUUUCUAAAUCCACAGUUGAUACAGAAGUGCUGUCAGAGUCUGUACUGCAAGGAUUUACCUGUAGCUCAGUUAAGACUCUAUCACUUGGGAGGGUCAAACAACUGGUGAAAGCCUGUAGACCACGGACAGGCAGGAAAAAGGUCGUCCUGAAAGAGUCCCAGCUGACCUGCAUGUACAACGCUGUGAAAUAUGACACAACUCUGAGCUUCACUGACGUACCUUCAGACAUGCUGCUCUACUACAGUUAUGAUAAGGUGCCAAAGGUGAACUGCAGGUCGUACUUCAGUGCUCUGGGUUCAGCAGAUUUCUCAGUUCUUUCCAGCGUUCUCAACAAACAGUCCGUCUUAUUCAGCAACGCUCAGAACUGCCUGGGUAUAUCUGGGUUUAAUCUGAGCAAGGAUCAGGUGGGGGUUCUGGGUAAUAUGAUCUGCACACUGAACCCAUCCUACAUCCAGAACUCUGAUCCACUCAUCCUGGAGAAUCUGAAGAACUGUGGAGAUCUUUCUGACGCUCAGGUCACCGCCAUACAGACACUGAUAUUCUCUGGAAACACUCAGUAUGGUAACCCAUCAGCGUGGAAUCUGCAGACCCUUCAAAAGCUGGGAAUCCUCCCCCUCUAUUUCAAACAAGACUUCUGGGCUAAGUUUAGCUUUUCUGUAAGGAAAAGGUAUUACAGAUCAUUCAUGCUGUCCUUGAGGAAGAACAAGACUCCAAAGUGGAAACUGAGACGACUGUUCAGAUCAUCCACAGCUACCGAUUACAAGCAUUCUGCAGCCUGUACUGUCGGAAACAUCACGGCCGUGACGAUUGCUGAUGAUUCGUUCCCUUACGGCUACGACUCCAUCCAGUUUGAUUUGUGUCUGGAUGUUACUGUACUAAAUGAGAACCUGGCAUCCGUUACUGAGAAAGUGGUGGAUGAAAGUUACCAGAUGAUCAUUUUGGACAAACUGAACCAGCUUUACCCAUCAGGUCUUCCAGAGAGUGUAGUACAGUUACUGGGCUCCACUUCCCGUGUAGCCAAUGUUAGUGACAUCAGCAAGUGGAACAUCACCACAAUUGAUACCCUGUCCUCACUGAUGAACUCAGAUAAUGGAGACUGGACUUCAGAACAGAGUAAAGCAGUGAUUACGAAGUAUCUUAAAGUGGGGAACACUCUGGGAACUGAUGAAUUUAAUGCGAUCGGCUCCAACCUCUGUUCUUUGGACGUCAGCGUCCUCCAAACUAUCAAUGCUGUGAAUGUGGAGAAUGCAUUGACACUGGAUGUGUCCUCAUGCUCUAUUGGUCAGAAAUCAGCUCUGUACAACAUCACCAAACACUCAUUCAACAGCCUGCUCAGUGACCCCACAACGUUCUACUUCCUCAUCAGCCCUUACCUGGGUGGAGCUCCUGUGGAGGACAUACAAACUCUUUCUACUCUGAACAUCAGCAUGGACAUCACCACCUUCUCUAGCCUGAACCCUGAUGUUAUUAUGGCCCUGAGUGUGAGCACAGUGCAGAAUCUGAUGGGGGAGAACAUUGCUGAUCUGAAGCUGUUUGAGAACUCGACAGUGGUUCAGGAGUGGGCAGCCCAGCAGAAACAGUCUGAUUUGAAUACCCUGAAUAUUGGUCUGGUCAACACUACAAUCAGUUCUGCUGCAACCGUUACCCCUACAGUCCCCUCCUCCGUUACCCCCACAAACCCCUCCUCCGUUACCCCCACAAACCCCUCCUCCAUUACCUCCACAAUCCCCUCCUCUGUUACCCCCACAAUCAACUCCUCCUUUACCCCCACAAUCCCAUCUUCCUUUACCCCCACAAUCAACUCCUCCUUUACCCCCACAAUCAACUAUUCCUUUACUCCCACAAUCAACUCCUCUGUUACCCCCACAAUCAACUCCUCCAUUACCUCCACAAUCAACUCCUCCAUUACCCCCACAAUCCCCUCUUCCUUUACCCCCACAAUCAACUCCUCCUUUACCCCCACAAUCAACUCUUCCUUUACCCCCACAAUCAACUCCUCUGUUACCCCCACAAUCAACUCCUCUGUUACCCCCACAAUCAACUCCUCCAUUACCCCCACAAUCCCCUCUUCCUUUACCCCCACAAUCAACUCCUCCUUUACCCCCACAAUCAACUCUUCCUUUACUCCCACAAUCAACUCCUCUGUUACCCCCACAAUCAACUCCUCUGUUACCCCCACAAUCAACUCCUUUACCCCCACAAUCAACUCCUCUGUUACCCCCACAAUCAACUCCUCCAUUACCUCCACAAUCAACUCCUCCAUUACCCCCACAAUCAACUCCUCCAUUACCCUCACAAUCAACUCCUCCAUUACCUCCACAAUCAACUCCUCCAUUACCUCCACAAUCACCCCCUCCACAAAUAUCAAUGCAGCUAGCAUCACUACGCCUGGUGUUAUUAGCUCUGUUCCCACAACACCAGAGAACCCUUGUGAAGGUGUAAACAGCAGUCAACAGCUUGAAAAUCAGGUCGGAUCUGGAGGUUUGACUACAGUGCUCUGCAACUUCACCAUAUCUGAUUUUGCCUGUUCAUCAGUUACUGCACUUUCCUCCAAUGAUCUGGCCACACUUCUGAAAUGCAAUCUGAUUAAAAACGAAAGUUACUCCAAGGGCGUCUGGGUGCUCUUCAUUCAGAGGUUUUCAACAUCUCUGGACGAAGCUCUGGAUUACUACUCUAGCAUGACCCUCAACACCAGUCAGCCUGAUCCAUAUGUUCUUGACGCCAUUGGAGAAGUGAUAGUCAACAACUUCAGUGCUGCACAGCUUACAGAUACUGUGUUCAUCACUACAUGGUUCCAGGUCAAACUCAGACCAUUCUUGCCAACAGUGUCCACACAAUUCCUUACCAUUCUCAGUUCCAAGAACUUCAGCUGCCAGACCUUCCGAGUUGUGUUGGAGGCAUUUGGCACAGAAGAACCACUGAUGAAAACGAAUCAGAAAAGCUCAAUCGUUACUGAUUUCAUCAUUCCUUUCCUAUCGAGAUCUGAUCUUUCAGAUCCCGGGUGCAUUUCCAGUACUUCUGGAAGCAGUGACUGGCUAGUAAAGAACUUUGGCAAGUUCUUCAGCUUUGCCAAAUUGGAAGAUCUUCAAAUUUUAAAUAAAAAUUUCUCCAGCUUUGGAUCUUUGGAUCUGCUGACCCCAAGCCAAGCAGCUGAACUCACUCUGACCUCUGGAGCACUGAACAGCACAAGUCAGAUCGACCGAGUGUUUAAUAGACUAGAGACUGGAGAUGCUUUCAACAACGUGGAUGAAUUUUUAACAGCGCUCUCUGAUCUGAAGGUCGACCAAAUAGUUCCUGCUGUGAGAGAUGUGAUGAUGAAUAGAACCUUCCAGAUCAUCAGCACAGAAUUCCCACAGUUUAAGACCUCUGACUGGAUGAAGUGGUUUGACAUCAAGCUGAUUCCUGUCCUUCCCAGUUUCACUGCAGAGAUGCUAGUGACCACCAUCACCAACACUAACUGCACCAACUACCGAGUGAUUGUUGAGGGAUUGAGCAGUGUUUCUGUGAAAAUGCCAGAAACUAGAAAACAGGAACUUGUGGAUGUUCUGGUGGCCCACCUUAAGAAAUCUCUGCAACAGUUUAAUCAACCAGCCUGCAAAGAGAACAUCAAGACAGAUUCAGACUGGCUCACUGUUAACCUUGGCCAGUUCUCCAACUACUUGUCCAACUUUCAGCUCAGAGAAUUCAACAUUUCUGGGGUGGCAGUGUUAAACUUACUGACUGGUGAACAGAAAGCGGAGCUGAUCCUGCAGUCGGGUUCAGGACUGAUGGGAAAUGAGUCUGUGGUUAGAGAGGUCUUCAACAGUGUGCUCAGGUCUUCAGAUACAAAGCAACUGGAUAUCUUCUUUACUACCUUCAACCAGAAUGCAGGACAGAUAAACGUGACCAGCGUUCCUCCAGUGGUGUCACAGACGAUUCUAAACAUGACUCUGGAGUCUCUGGUGUCCCGCUUCCAGACCUUCAGUCCACAGAACUUUACCCUGUGGUUCCAGACCUAUCUCCGCCUCUUCCUUCCUGGGAUUGGUCCAAACACCCUGUCAGUCAUCCCCAGGAACAUCAACUGUGACUCCUACAGAGAAAUAGUGAAGGGGUUUGAUAAUGUGUACAGUGAUCUCUCUGCACUGCAGUCCAAGACUGUCUUCAGCUACACAAAGGACUACCUCGUGUACCAGUCCAGCCAAGGUCAGUCCUGUGUGCAGUCAGUGAGCAAUGAUUCUGAUUGGCUGGUGAAGAACUUUGGUCGAUUUAGGAGUUUUGCCUCGUUCUCUGAUUUCAUCAGUCUGAAGAAGGACUUCUAUGGAGUAAAUGCAGCAGAGGAUCUAACUCCAUCCCAGCUGGCAGAAGUUUGUUCCGAACCCUCUCAACUCCAUGGUCCACAGGAUGUAAACACUGUGAUGGCGGCCAUUGACCCCAACCAAUUCACCUCAUUCUUCAACAUCCUCACUCCCAACAUCCUGCUAAAUGAAUCCCGGUACUCCAGUGAUGUGAAGAAAGCAUUCCUCCAGAACAUCCUGCAGAGAGGGGGACUGUCCUCUGCAGCAGUGCCUGAUUCAGAAGUUCUGCAGUGGGUAAAUGUUCUGCUCAGUCCCUUCCUCUCCAGCCUCUCCUCUGCAGAUGUGACACCGUACUUCAACAUUAUCAGAAACCGGUCCUGCAACACCAGCCAGACAGCAGUCAGCAAGUUAAACUCUCUGAAAUCAGCUUUCAACGACAACACACAGGUUCAGAUCUUCAACAGCAUCCAGCAGCUUCUCACUGGUCCGAAUGGUCUGCGUUGCUAUAGUGGCGGGAGCUUCUUUGUCUUCCUCAAGAGCUUCUUCCUCAGUUUUGGGUUUCCUGACCUGAGUGGAGUUCUGUCCAUCAUCCCGGCCAACCGACAGAAAGAGCUGUUGGACUCCAUCUCUCCAGGAGAACUGAGCCAGUUUCUGAAUGGGACGAACACAGUCGGUAACGUGUCAGAUCUCUGCACGUUCCUCAACAACUACAACAGUAUCGACCAGUACCUGGAGAAGGAGCCGGUUGUAUCUGCAGCUGUGGGCAGGCAGACGUUGGCAUGUGUUUGGUCUCGUGCUCUCAGUGCGUCGUCUCAGGAUGAGGUGGAUCAGUGGUUUAAUGUCAGACUGGGUCGGUACCUGCCCUUCCUCACCUCUCAGCUCAUCAACUCCACUCAGCUCAGCGGCGCCUCCUGCCUGUCCUACAGGAAACUGGUUUCAUUUCUGGGGAACAACUAUAAUUUCUCAGGCACUGAUUUCACCCCAGCUGAUGUCUACAGCUCUAUAAAGUCUUAUCUGAACAGCAGUGAUGGAUCUCCACGCUGUUAUAACUCCUCUGAUCCCCUUCUGAACUCCACUGCCUGGUUUUCUAACAACAUUGGAUUCUUCAUCACCUUCAUCACCCUCACUGACCUCCAGUCCUUUGUAUCAGACAGCAAGAUCGGUGUGUUCCUGGAAAACUCUGAGAACAUCCAGCUGUUCAACAAUUCAAAAAUUCCAGCCAAUGUGACGCAAUACUACAGCUCCCAGUUAUUCACCCAGAACCCUGCCUACAACCCACUCAGUUUGCAAGAUGUGCUCUUGUGUGGAGCUCCUGGAUCUGCGUUUGUUUCUCUUGGAGCUUCAGAUAGCCAGAACAUCCUGUCCAUGAUCACAGAAUUCUGCAGUGAAAUUGAUCCAGAGGUCACAGCAGCUUUGGUGGCAAACUUCCCCACUAUUUCCACAACCACCAUCCAGACACUUGGAAACCAGAGCGUUGGUCUGACACAGGGUCAGAUAUCCAGUGUUUCCCCCAGUAUCAUUAACAGCACUCUGCCCACUCUCAGCAUCGUCCCUGGCUGGAACCAGGGUCAGGCCAAUGCCCUCAUCCAGAGCAUCACUGGUGCAGGAUACAAAAUUGACACUGGUUCCUCUCUGGUGACUCUGGGCACCCUCAUUGGAGGCGUUCCCUCAACAACCAUCUCCAGCAUCCCACCCACUCAGCUUCUGACUGUAUCCCAGAAUCCAACAUUCAUUACCAACAUUCUGUCAGCACCAGUGAUUCUACAGGAGACCUACGUCCAGCAGAUCAUUUCUGUAGAUCAGACCAAAGUGGUGGAGAAUGUUCCGGAUGCUCUGGCAUCAUUUAUCCCACCUGUGCUUCUGUCGUCUCCAACCUCUGUUAACGUGACGCUCAUCAACAAGAAGAGCUGGAAACAAGAGCAGGCUUUGGUGUUGUUCGGUCCGGUCGCCAGUGCCAGUGACAAUACAGAAGAGCUGUCAGAGUCAGUACUGCAGGGAUUCACCGGGAGCUCAGUACAGACUUUAUCACAGAAGAAGAUCAGACAGCUGGUGAAAGCCUGUAGACCACGAACAGGCAGGAACAAGGUCGUCCUGAAAGAGUCUCAGCUAACCUGCAUGUACAACUAUGUGAAAGAGGACAUAACUCUGAACUUCACUGACCUACCUUCUGACCUGCUGCUCUACUACAGCUACGAUAAGGUUCAGUCGGUGAACUGCAGGUCGUACUUCAGUGCUCUGGGUUCAGCAGAUUUCUCAGUUCUUUCCAGCGUUCUCAACAAACCAUCCGUCUUAUUCAGCAACGCUCAGAACUGCCUGGGUAUAUCUGGAGGUAGGCUGAGCAGGGAUCAGGUGGGGGUUCUGGGUAAUAUGAUCUGCACACUGAACCCAUCCUACAUCCAGAACUCUGAUCCACUCAUCCUGGAGAAUCUGAAGAACUGUGGAGAUCUUUCUGACUCUCAGGUCACCGCCAUACAGACACUGCUAUUCUCUGGAAACACUUCAUACGGGAAUCACUCAACAUGGACUCUGGACACUCUGAACCAGUUGGGCAGCCUUCCCCUCUACUUCAAACGAGACUUCUGGGAAAUCUUUAGCUCUACCACAAAGAGAACGUAUCUGAAGUCAUUCAUUCAAGUGUUGAAGAAGCAGAAGAUCUCGAUCGUGAAGCUCAGGAAAUUCUUCACAGAGUUCAGCUAUAAUUUAAAAAUCACCGGACGCGCAGCAGCAGUUUGCACUACAGGAAACAUCACAGAGGCGACGAUUGCAGAUCCAUCAUUUCCUUUUGGCUACGACUCCACUCAGUUUGCUGCAUGUCUGGACAUCACUGUCCUGAGGGACAACCUGGCGUCCAUCACUGAUAAAGUGGUGGACACCAGCUUCCAGGCCAUCAUCUUGAACAAGUUAAACCAGCUGUACCCAUCAGGUCUUUCAGACAGUGUGGUGCAGGUUCUGGGUUCCACGUCCCGCGCAGCCACUGUUUCCGACAUCAGCAAGUGGAACGUCUCCACGAUCGACACGCUGUCCUCACUGAUGAACACCGUUAACGGAGGCUGGACUUCAGAACAGAGUAAAGCGGUGAUUAUGAGGUAUCUCAGUGUGGUUAAUAACACUCUGGGAACUGCUGAACUAAAUGCGAUUGGAAGUAACCUCUGUUCCCUGGAUGCUGGAGUCCUCAAAACCAUCAGUGCUGAUAGUCUGAGGAAAGCAAAUUCUAUGACAGUAUCCUCCUGUACAGCAGAUCAGAAAUCAGCUCUGUACAGCAUCGCCAACUCCUCCUUCAGCAGCCAACGCAGCGUCCCCACAACCUUCUACCUGCUCAUCAGCCCUUACCUAGGUGGCGCUCCGGUGGAGGAUAUACGAGCUCUUUCCGCUCUGAACAUCAGCAUGGACAUCGCCACCUUCAAGAGCCUGAGUCCUGCGGUUCUCCCGGCUCUGAGCGUGGGGACGGUACGUGAUCUCCUGGGGGUGAAUCUGCCUGAUCUGAAGCUGUUUGAGAAUUCUACAGAGGUUCAGUUCUGGGUGGAUCAGCAGUACAAGGUGGAUCUGGAGACGCUGAAUAUCGGACUGAUCGGAGGAAAAGACCUCGCCGUCUCUACAACCACGGCUACCACCAACACUACCACAGUGACCACCGUAACCAACCAGACAGUCGCUGCUACAGCACAGGGAUCAGCUGUUGUUCAUCGUGGUUCAGGACCGUGGUUCAUCACUCUGUGUGUAGCACUGCUGACCAUCACACUGCAGAUACUACCAUAAUCAUCACACACACACACACACACACACACACACACACACACACACACACUAUACACACACACACACACUAUACACACACACACUAUACACACACACACACUAUACACACACACUAUACACACACACUAUACACACACACACACUAUACACACACACACAUACACACACACACACACACUAUACACACACACACUAUACACACACACACUAUACACACACUAUACACACACACAAACAAAAACAGUGUGCGAGUAUGAUUACUCAUACUGGAUAAUUAUUUUAAUAACUCAUAAUGUAUCUGUUCUUUAAGUAUUAAUACAGAUUUAAAUGCACUGUAAUUAAAAUUAAAAUAAAUUCUACUCAUUACAUAAUUUAAUGAACUACCCUGUUCUCUGUUAAUAAUUGUACAAUCAACACUGGCUACUAAUACUUACACACUUAUAAUCUGUAAUUUGUUAUAUGUGUAUUUAUUUAAUCAUUAUGUUUUUUUUCAAUGUUUGAUGACCAUAAAAGCUCUACUAAUUCUUCAAUUCAUUUAAUUGCUAAUAUUAAAAAUAUGUUUUAAAAAAAACUUUUAUUUCUGAUUGUAAUGCACUUUAUCAUUGAUUAUUACAUCUCAAUAAAAAUUAACAUGCAUCAUAAAAA
Molecule: messenger RNA, 11320 nt
Organism: Astyanax mexicanus (Mexican tetra)
Lineage: Eukaryota; Metazoa; Chordata; Actinopteri; Characiformes; Acestrorhamphidae
Exons: 71
Coding region: 314-10675 (3453 amino acids)
Biological process (GO): cell-matrix adhesion
Cellular component (GO): cell surface
Source: RefSeq, a predicted model, not a curated record